This is a messenger RNA of Protomyces lactucae-debilis, 1302 nucleotides long. RefSeq lists its product as uncharacterized. NCBI's taxonomy places the organism in Eukaryota, Fungi, Ascomycota, Taphrinomycetes, Taphrinales, Protomycetaceae. The record is from RefSeq and is a predicted model, not a curated record. The coding region runs from base 1 to 1302 and encodes 433 amino acids. The transcript has a single exon.
AUGCCACGUCUAGAAGCAGACCACUUCCUCAUUGCGCGUCCACCCACCUCAAAGGGACCCACUGCACCCAUCUGCCAACUCCAACGUCUCGGCCCAGCUGCUUGUGGCACGCGCAUCCAUACACCCGCGUACGACCUGCGCAGAGCCUCACAUGUGCUCGAUCCACAAGAAGCAAUUGUCACCAGCUACGAAGAUGAACGUCUCGCAGUCUUCAAGUCACCCAAGAGCAAACUGGCACGGCGUGUGAGUCAAGCAACGACACGGCGCAGCAAGAGUGCAUCACCAAGUACCACACCUCAGCGAACGCCUUUGUCAGUGCACAAUUUGAAUGCCUUGACACAUGUCUGUUCUACCGACACACGUCCAUCAGGCACCCUUCGCGUGCACUACAAACCCGAUGCGCCUGGACGCGACUGGCAGAUUGAUCAGUCUUCCGCUGGCUUCACCUUUUGGACACAAUUCAGUGGUGUGACCAACACCAACUUUCAAUUGGUCUGGACACAUCGCUAUAAACCACAACGCAAGACGAGCGCGUCUUCCGUCAUUUCGCGUCGUGCAAGUCGUUCUAAUUCACCAGCACAGGGGAGUACCACUUCCUUAUCUGCUGGGCUCGGAAAACGCAGACUCUCACUACCUGGAUUAGUCUUACAGCCUGCGGAUGAAUGGACGUGUCGUAUUGUGGAUCCAGAUAAAGUCGCCACAGUCGGCGAGUCGCGCGGUGUCAAAGUGGCUAAAUUGACUGUUGAUGAACUCAUCCUCUACCAUCUCCCUUCACGCACCUCAACAGAUCAACCCUCACAAAGCACGGAGACAUUUUCUUCGCCACUGUCACUGAUAGCAGAGCAACCGCAACCGGAACGCAUCAGUCGCACAGUGAUUAUGAGUGCUUUGUGGAUUCUCACACACCCACACGAUCUCUUCCUGAUGCAUGGUCUCGGUCAGGCUCCAGACUGGUUACAUCGACCACGUGGCACGUCUCUGACUGCAUCGACUCUGCCUCGCUCACGCUCACCGCUACGUCGCACACAGGGUGUAACGACACCAGGAACAAGUGUUCGCUCGGGUAGUAGUGCACCAGCCAGUCGAGACGCUUCUCCAAGUCCUGCACCAACAACAGAACGUGCACACUCGCAGUCUUUACACCGUGGUCGUACAAUCAGUACCGAAGAGCCACGAGGACGUUCAAAGUCAAGCAUCUCGAGUAGUACCAUUCCUGGUCGAGCAACAACAACACGACCGACGUGUUAUUCCUUCUUAAACAGUUUCAAGCUUUGGAAACCACGAUCGCAGCGGCAACGAUGA